Molecule: messenger RNA, 1074 nt
Organism: Aureobasidium pullulans EXF-150
Lineage: Eukaryota; Fungi; Ascomycota; Dothideomycetes; Dothideales; Saccotheciaceae
Exons: 3
Coding region: 1-1074 (357 amino acids)
Source: RefSeq, a predicted model, not a curated record
AUGUCUGCGGAUCUGCCGCAGUUCACCGGACCCAAAAACAAUACGCAAGCUGCGCUGCUGGUCCCCACAACAAUUACUCUUACAUUGGGCCUCGUCCUAUAUGGUGUCCGGAUACGAGCUCGCCGUUCUUCGCCUCUUGUAUGGAUCGAUGGCAUGAUCACUGCAGCUUUGGUGCUGGCAAUGGUAGACUUCGUACUCACCGCCAUCAGCUGUCACUAUGGUCUGGGUAGACAUACGACAUUUGUAGACUCGGCCAGAUCGAUCAAGGCCCUCUAUUUCGGCUUCUUGACGCAGCCUAUCUGUGUAUGGUCGAUCUGCUUCGCAAAGUGUUCAAUCGCUUGCACUGUUCUUCGUACCAGAGAAGACCGCCCUUGGAGAUUUGUCUUUUGUUGGAUUGUCUUUGUUCAAGUCGCCUGUACAAUUGCGACCACCAUCUUUCAAUUUUUACAGUGCCAGCCGAUCUCUGCGCUGUGGGAUGGUAACGAGGCAGCACAUUGCUGGUCACCUCAGCGCAUACAACUUGUAGCCUAUGUCACACUCGGAUUCGGCGUGGUGACAAGCAUGCUUCUGUCUUUGACGCCCGUCACCUUCGUCAAGGGCGCGAACCGACCACUACACGAAUUGAUUGCCUUGGGCUUGCUGGUCGGUGUAGGUUUAUUCGUCACCAUGUCCUCAGUCGCCAACAUGGUAUACCUACAUACCUAUCGAAUCACCCAAGAUCCUCUCAGAGACAUGGUAGCGCCAUCGACCUGGUGGCAACUCGAACAAAAUCUCAGUAUCAUAGCAAGUCUAGCGAUCCGGCUCAGGACACCAUAUGAGACACUGCUGGCACGAUGCGGAGUGAUCUGUCAGAUAAGAACGAGUUCGGCAUCUUGCCAUCGGCUCAAUCAUAUCGAGGAUGGUUCACAGAUGCUCAAGAGUUUGAAGACGACAAUCCAGUGGGGAUCAGCAUAUGACUCUACAGCUCAUUUGCCGAGUAUUGUCAAGACCACUGAGGUCGUGCAUUCGACCGAGGUCAUAAGAGAUGAUGGUUUCCAUUAUGGCUCACCAGCAAGGAGACCUUCAUGGCAGUGA